This is a messenger RNA of Pangasianodon hypophthalmus (striped catfish), 3566 nucleotides long. It is a transcript of the gene macir, whose product is annotated as macrophage immunometabolism regulator. Bases 144 to 776 code for a protein of 210 amino acids. The transcript is spliced from 2 exons. Gene Ontology annotation, biological process: negative regulation of cytokine production involved in inflammatory response; negative regulation of fibroblast migration. Lineage: Eukaryota; Metazoa; Chordata; Actinopteri; Siluriformes; Pangasiidae. The record is from RefSeq and is a predicted model, not a curated record.
CCCAUAUUCACAGCGGGCUGUAAAGUCUCGCGUACCCGCCCCUUUAGGAGCGCUGUGACUCCUUUGGCCUUCCAUAAUCCUGAUACUACACUGACAAGCUGAGGCGUGUGCGGACAGAGCUGGCUUAGCCGAACAGCCAGGCCAUGUCUUUAAAGAUGGAGCUGGAUGUCAGUGGAGUGUCCCGGGCCCCUGUGUCCGUUUUACCUGCUGCUGAGGUCAAAGCCACGUUAAAGCCUGAGGUGGAGAAACCGCGCUGCUCCAGCACGCCCUGCUCACCCAUUAAAAGUACUGUCUCAGGAUACCAGAUCCUCCACAUGAACUCUAACUACCUUGUGGGCUUCACCACUGGUGAGGAGCUUCUCAAGCUGGCCCACAAGUGGUCCGGGCCGGAGAAGAGCGGCACAGAGGCAUUGCCUGGAGCCAUCCAGAAACCUGUGGAUUUAGGGAUGCACCGCGCUUCACGCGUUUACAAAACCAAAAGCCGUUACUACCAACCUUACGACAUCCCUGCCAUUAACGGGCGACGCAGAAGGCGAAUGCCCAGCUCAGGCGAUGCCUGCUUCAGAUCUCCAGCGGCUGGAGAGAGCAGUAAGGCCCUGCAUGGCCCACUGCCUCUCUGCCUGCUCAAGGCCAAGCGUGCGCACUCCAAAUCUCUGGACUACCUCAACCUGGACAAGAUGAGUCUCAGUGAGCCGGCCGACACCGACGUGCUGCAGUACCAGCUCCAGCACCUGACACUGCGCGCCGAGCGCAUCUUCACCAGGAACAAAACAUGAACGGAUGAAAACGGGCCAGUCGCACCCACAGCCAGGCCUGACACACCCCGGGAACUGGCUGCUGUUUUUGGGCCUUGAGUUUCUCCAGUCAGAUCAUAGGCAGUUCCUGUAGUAAAGGCACCCAUAGGCCACUAAUCUCGUUAUUUUAAGAACUGUUUGUUGACCAGAAGGUUCAGUGAGGUUCAGCUAACUUAAACUUUAACCUGUGAACAAAGUGAAGUUGUUUUAAUAAUGUGUGUGGGUGUGUGUAUGUGUGAAGGGUGAGGGUGAGUUUGUUCAGGAUUAGCAAUAAACUAUAUGCUUAACAGUUGCUACUACUGUAUGUGUGUGUGUGUACGCCUGUGCUGAGGUGAAAAUGCCUCUAUUGCAGAAAAUGUUCCUAUAACCUGCACUAGAUCAUACUGUUAGGCAUCUGGAUAUCAUUUUUUACCGAGUUAGCAUAGCUCACUGUGGUGUUCUCCUAACGUUAGCCUUUUAGCAUUAGCAUCUUCACACCCGUAGAUGUGUCAGUAAGUGAGCUCUACACUCAUUUGCCUGUCAGUUAGGCAAAACGUUUCUGGGGAAAAAAGAAAAAAAAAAAACACAGACUGUUACACAAGACUGAAGUUAUUUAAGACAGUUGGGCAGAUAAAGCUUAUGUUCACUCACGCUAAGAUUAGUGCCUCACAUACACACUAUUAAUCCCCCUUUUCUAGUUUCUCAAGCUGGCCAGUUGUCUAGACGUUCACACUGAGUAAUCCAGCAAGGUUAUUUGUGUCAUAAAUGAAGGAUAUAUGUGCACAGUGGUAAUAUUUAUGUUGAUUGAUUCACAUGGGAUUUUUAUUUUAUAUUAUUAUUAUUAUUAUUAUUAUUUUUUAUGCUGGUGCACAGCAUUGCUACUGAAACAAACCAAAGGAUGAACUUUGGCUGUCCUGGGAAAAACUUGAUUGAUAAUGCGAUUUUUUGUGCAACAACACCUGACAAUCAUAUUUUUACCCAAUAAUCCAGACAGUUAUAAACCGUUAUUCUUAACUCAUAUUUUUGGUGCUCAUCAGGCAUUGUAUUUCUCAUGUCACACUUCUUAUUGUGUCUCACACUCUUAAAAUAUUUGUAGACUAUUAUUAUUAACUAGUAACAUUACAAACACCACCACAGUUAAUAGUGUGAAUCUGAUGCACUGGUUUGAGGCAUAAUAUGUUCUUUUUUUUUUUUUGUUUUUUUUUUUUUUUUUUUGUUAAGACCAGCUCUUUCAUCUUGGUCUAUGGUUUGGUCAAAUAACACUGAAUAUUGUAUGUUUUUAGAGUUUUUAUAAUCCCCAAAACUACACUGAUAUUAUUUGAAUAGAUUACUCAAACAAUUGACUUUUAAUGGAGAAUUGACUUUAUAAAUUUUUUUAAUUGUCAUAUUAAUGCUCAUUUGAUUCACUUUUCCUUAAUGUGGUGUACGAUGUAAUAGUUUAAAACUACAAUCAUAUUAUUAUGGUUUUUUUUGGUUGUUUUUUCCCCCAGUAGGGGCGGGUGGUGUUUAGUGGAUGAUUUGUCCGAUGCCGUGCCACUUUUGUUUCUUAUGAAUAGGUUUGAUUUGUAUAAUUGAGUGUCAUGUUUCUGGUUUUUACCUUCAAUUCCUCGAUUAGUUCCAUUCCCUCUGAUUGAAAUGCCAUGCACUUCUUUUCUCCUCAAUUUGUAUCUACUUUUGUGUAUUAAUAAUAUGUUGUAUAAAUAUGCUCAGCACCUUAGAUUCACAGAUAUUGGUGAUGUAUUGGUCAUGUUUUCUUCUGUCUUGACUGAACUGCAUAACAUCAUGUUUACAUAUUGGCUGUUUUAUUUUAAGACUGUAAUGAGUUUGUUCUUCUUCUUUUUUUUAAUGUUAAUGAAUUUGAUCAAAGCGUGCCAUGAAUGUAAUGGAUAAAGAGUGCUGUUGUGCUAUGUAUCUCGUAUAUUUGGAAGGUAGAAAUAAUUUCUGUGACUCAGGACUGAGCCAGACUAUUUCUCUGUUUAUCAGUACAGUAACACUGGGGCAACGACCUACUCCUAGUUUUCAGCUCAUGUAAAACUGCAGGCAUUUUGCGCUAUUAGUGUUUAUAUAUAUAUAUAUAUAUAUAUAUAUAUAUAUAUAUAUAUAUAUAUAUAUAUAUAUAUAUAUAUAUAUAUAUAUAUAUAUAUAUAUAUAUAUAGUGUUUAUAUAUAUAUAUAAACACAUAUAUAUAUAUAUAUAUAUGGAAACACUAAGGUAAAAGGCGUACUUUAAUAGGAGCAAUGUGACUAUUACUAUUAAAAUAUUAAUAGUGUAGGCUUAAUAUUUUCUCUUUUCCUUACUAAGGCUAUUGCCACAAUGCAAUGUUCCUGGACUCUAAAGGCUAAAAUUAAACCUUUUCACCAUCACAUUGUUUGUGAUAUAACGCAUUUUUACUAUUCUUGCAACACCAUCCCAUAUUAGACUGCUGUACUGUUUUGCUCCUUGUGUGUGAAUGUGAUUUCAAAGAUCUGUCAGGACACAGCAAUGAUAAUGAACUAAUCUUAGCCUCACAGUGCUUCUCUGCGAGGUGUACAGUCACAAGGAGCCAUGCUAGGUCCCAGUGCCUUGAGCUCUAGUUAAAUGACAUACGACAUGCUGUAUGUCAGUCUUUUCUGCUGAUUAACACUUCUCUAGCUAGUAUGUUUACAUCCUUAGGGUGAAAAAUGUUAAUCUGUAUUCUGUAGGCUGAACUGCAUUUCAAUUUCCUUGUCCUGCUGAGUGUUUGUGUGACCUGCAAUGCUUUCAUCUGUAUUAAGUUUAACCUUACACUUACCAUUAUUAAAACACUACGCUGCA